GCGUAUUGUGUGAUAAGUAACACAAUUACGGCGAUUCGCAAAAUACACUCAAAAUGCAAGUAUAAAAACACCAAUCUGAAUAGAAUAAAAUCAUUAAGCGAAAUGUUCCGAUUUGCCGUUCUUUGCUUGUGUGCGUCAGCUACCUGGGCGUUGCCCUCUUCACCAGCCCACUCAAAGGUCCUCCCCUCUAAGGUUCCAGGUGCUAGAAUUAUUAAUGGAAAUCAAGCAGCAGAAGGUCAAUUUCCUUGGCAAGUUGCUUUAUUUUUGUCUAGUAGUGAAAGCACUUGGUUCUGUGGAGGCAGCAUAAUCAGCGAAGAAUGGAUCUUAACUUCUGGAAAUUGCAUCAACGGGGCUGACUCGGCGACAAUCGUAAGUGGAUCCACGGAUGCUUAUGGAGGCGACGUUUCAGAUUCCUCUCGACUUAUUCUUCAUGAAGACUAUGACAACGAUCUUCUUGCCAACAAUAUUGGACUUAUCAGACUCAGGACACCUUUAAAUCUUGGUGGAAACACGAUUGCCGUCAGUUUGUCUUCUGAAGAACUUGGUGAAAAUGUUGGCAUUACGGUGAGCGGUUGGGGUUUAACUAGCGAUGAUGGAACUACAAUCAGCGACUCGUUGAAUUACGUUGAACUGGUCACCAUUUCGAACACAGAAUGUAAAAAUUAUUAUGGCUCGAUUCUACCUGAAAUGGUUUGUGCUGAUUCUCCCUCAUCUCAAGUCAGAAGUACCUGCACCGGUGACAGUGGCGGCCCAGUGGUGAUUAAUGCAGGUUCAAAUCCAGUUCACGUAGCAAUAGCCAGUUUUGUUAGUACCGAAGGAUGCGAAAGCGGUGCUCCUUCUGGAUACACCAGGACGGCAGUUUACAGAGACUGGAUCCAAAACCAUACUGGACUUUAAAAUUAUAAAUAGUUCUAAAAAUCUGUUAUUUUAUCAAUAAAAACAAAGGUUUAUGAACAAUU
Molecule: messenger RNA, 959 nt
Organism: Zophobas morio
Lineage: Eukaryota; Metazoa; Arthropoda; Insecta; Coleoptera; Tenebrionidae
Product: brachyurin-like
Exons: 6
Coding region: 103-897 (264 amino acids)
Biological process (GO): proteolysis
Molecular function (GO): serine-type endopeptidase activity
Source: RefSeq, a predicted model, not a curated record